This is a messenger RNA of Leptopilina boulardi, 1673 nucleotides long. RefSeq lists its product as uncharacterized. The record is from RefSeq and is a predicted model, not a curated record. The coding region runs from base 614 to 1204 and encodes 196 amino acids. Lineage: Eukaryota; Metazoa; Arthropoda; Insecta; Hymenoptera; Figitidae. The transcript has 3 exons.
GUUAAAAAUAAAAACGUCAAGUUAAUUAUGAUGUGGUUUAAAGAGCUAUGUUAUCAUGAAGAUGCAGAGUGCAUCCUCAGGUUCAGAGCGUGGAAUUCUUUUUGCUUGGCUAACCAUCCGGAAGCUGUGCGCAGGGAGAACCGCUAUUGUAAAGUAAAAAAAAAAAAUAGACUGCAAUCUCUCCUGUACGAGAUACCUAGUUUUCUAAGUGGGGUUUAACAAAAUAAAUAAAAAUGUUUUUCCUUUACUUCUCCCUAGUCACAAACAGUACUUGCUCUUCAUCACUAGCAGAAUUGAUUUUAUCAAAAAGUCGUUACAAUAGUUAUGGAUCAAAAAGUUUCCACUUGAGUAAUAAUAUUUACUAUAGCAAAUUAUUUCAUUAAUAGAACGAGAACAAUUUUAUCCAAAGAGAAAUUAAUUUAAAAAAUUGAAAAUAAUUUAAAAUAAAUUAUAAUAAUAAAAAAAAUCAAAUGAAGAAUGGUUUAAACGUCAUUAAAGUCAAGGAGAAAAAUACGCAACAACAAAAAAAAGUUUUUAGUGACAGGAAAAAAUGUUUGACAAGAGAUGAUUUUUGAAAGAAUUUUAGAAUUAAUAAUAAAAAAAAGUGCUUAGAAUGGAUAGAGGACAAAUUUUUUUCAACUGUAUGAUAUUGUUUGCUAUAUUUCGAAUUGCAACAAGUAAUGUGUACAAUGCAAGUUUAGCAAAAAGUUUCUCAAGCAAUGAUCAAUUAUUUUUUGUGAUUCCCGGAAUUAAAAUGUCUUAUAAUCAUGGAGAUUUAAGCAUUCAAGUUUCAUUUCGUGAAUUCUUUUCUGAAAACGUCUUCGAGGGAAGAGGUAGUAGAGUUGGAGGUGGUGGGGGAAGUGGGCCCGCUGCCGCAGGAGGAAGUAGCGGCGCUGCAGGGGGAUCAAGCAAGAAAACUGGGCCACUGCAGAAAAUUAUAAGAGCAAUGAUGAUGAUUCCCUUUGCCAUGCAAGUCAUCACUUUACCAGGUGUAUUGGCGGAAAUAAAAAUUUCAUUAAUAAAAAGUUUAAUAAUUGCAAAAGUCGCAUUGGUCAUGUUAAUCAUGAAUGCAAUUAAAAUGAGUCAAACUAAAGAAGUUGUUGUAGUUCAAAAAUUACCUCCACCUCAAUAUCACGAUCAUUUUUAUCAUCCAGACUCAACGGAAUACGAAGAGGAAAAUAAUCAUGGAAUAUUUGGAAGAUAAAAAAAAAUGAAGAAGGGAAUGAAAACUUCCUCAAAAACUAGGAAAUAAAUUAAUAAUAAUUAAUUAAAAUUUAAUUGACAAAAAAAAACUAACGAUAAAUAUAAUUUAUUUGUCUAAAAAAGAAUUAUUCAAAAAAAAAAGAAAAUAUUUAUUUUGCAAAAAAAUAAAAUUUGGAAAUAAGUCAGAACUGUAGGUCAGUAAUGAAUUCUGAUUCAGUUAUUGUCCAAUGUUCCACUUUGUUUGUAACGGCAUUUCGAUCCACAUUGCCAAGAGUAUACCAGAAGAAAUUUGAUCGAUUCUGUAUUCUGUUAAUUUUCUCAUUUUCAAAAAAAAACGGGGACAAUUUUUUUUUGUUUCUAUGUUAAUUUCAAAGUUACAAAAUAGAUGUAAUUUUUUUAAAAAAAAAUUAGUAUGAAGAAAAAUGUACUGCUAAUUAUUUGUAUAUAAAAUAAAUUAAUAGGUAUUACAA